GUAGUAGUUUAGUUUAGUUACAUACAUGAGCAUCAACUCCUCACUAGUAGCAGCUGAGUUCGACCUUUCUUUCUCUCAGGUUCGUUAACUCUUAAGAUGGCUAAGAAGAACGGAACGUCGUGGUUCACGGCCGUAAAGAAGAUUCUCUGGUCACCGACUAAAGAUUCCGACAAGAAGACUCACCGCAAAGAAACUGAUCAUUAUAAUAAGAAAAAAGAAAAGAAAGGAUGGAUUUUUCGAAAAACCAAACUCCCAACCACUAACUCUGUAACCGGCACGAUACCUGCGGCGAAGACAGAAGAGGAGGACAAACCGGCGGUGACUAUCUCCGCCGUGGAUAAAGCGGUCGCCGAGAUCGUUAAGCUAACGGCAACUCCAGAUUUUAUAAGACGUCAUUGGGCUGCCAUUAUUAUUCAGACAGCUUUCAGAGGUUACCUCGCGAAGAAGGCUUUACGAGCAUUGAGAGGGAUAGUGAAGUUACAAGCAUUAGUGAGAGGUAAUAAUGUUAGGAACCAAGCUAAACUCACUUUAAGAUGCAUCAAGGCUUUGGUUCGAGUUCAAGAUCAAGUGCUUAAUGAUCAUCAUCAACAACAACAACAACAACAACGUUCAAGAGUCUUAUCAUCAUCACCAACAACGAAUUGUUAUAACAUUGAAGCAAGACGUAACUCAAUGUUCGCUGAAUCUAACGGUUUUGGGGAAAGGAAACCAUAUCUUCAAGACAUCCGUAGCCGUAGAUCUUUGUCGAGGGACAUGAGUAGAUGCACCAAUGAAUUUAACUCCGAAGAAACCGAAUCGAUUUUGCAGAGGAGAUUAGAGAUUGCUAUUAUGCGAGAGAAAGCUCAAGCACUUGCUCUCUCCAAUCAGAUUCGGAGUCGGUCUUACCGGAAUCAAUCAGUCGGCGACGAUAGGGAGCUACUAGAGAGAACAAAAUGGCUUGAUCAAUGGAUGGCUACUAAACAAUGGGACGAUUCAAUCACAAAAGAUCCGAUCAAGAAUCUUGACAGAUCAUAUCCAGCGACUCCACCGUCGUGCAGAGCCACGAGAACCUUCGGGGUGAGAUCAGCUAGUCCGAGAAUACCGUGUUCUUCUUCGCCUUCUUCGAUGGUUCAGCCUAAUUACAUGACGGCGACGGAGUCGGCGAAGGCUAAGGCUCGGACUCAGAGCACGCCACGGCGGAGACCAGUUGGAACGGUGAAGAAGCGGUUGUGUUAUGCGGAGGAAGACAGUUUGAGGAGUCCGAGUUUCAAGAGUGCUUAUAAUGGUUGUCUUUGGGGAGAUCAUGAAUCUGAUUACUCUUGUUGUUACGGUGAUGGGUUCGCCGGAAAAAUCUCGCCUUGUUCUACGACUGAUCUCCGGUGGUUAAAGUGAAAGACUUUUGUUUUGUUUUUGUUUUUGAUUUUUAGUGUGUGUUUUGAAAUAUUCACAAUCAUGGGAUAUGUUUAGUUUCUUGA
This is a messenger RNA of Eutrema salsugineum, 1454 nucleotides long. Its product is annotated as protein IQ-DOMAIN 14. Bases 97 to 1371 code for a protein of 424 amino acids. Gene Ontology annotation, molecular function: protein binding. The record is from RefSeq and is a predicted model, not a curated record. The transcript is spliced from 5 exons. NCBI's taxonomy places the organism in Eukaryota, Viridiplantae, Streptophyta, Magnoliopsida, Brassicales, Brassicaceae.